Molecule: messenger RNA, 618 nt
Organism: Suillus subalutaceus
Lineage: Eukaryota; Fungi; Basidiomycota; Agaricomycetes; Boletales; Suillaceae
Exons: 5
Coding region: 1-618 (205 amino acids)
Source: RefSeq, a predicted model, not a curated record
AUGGCUAUGAUAGUCACCAAUUAUGGAUACUUCUCCACCGCCUAUACUCAACCUGCGUGUCAACGAUACUACCCCUCGUGGCGCCUAUCUUCAAAGGCCAUUUUGGGGAUCAGGACAUUUAAUAUUGCAAGAAGAGAUAGGUGGAUAGGAAUUGUAUUAGCGUUGCUAUACCUCUUGUCAACUUUGGCGGAGUGGUUCGCUGAUCUAUUUCAUGGAAUCCCUAGUGUUAUUAAUGUACGUGACCCAAUGGAUCCUCAUCAACGUGCGAGGUGUGCGCCACCCCAGAGCAUGCCUACCAUUCUGCUGAAGCUCGUUGUCAUCUUUCCGCCCACCCACAACUACAAAGGAAAAUCAGGACAAGACACCCAACGCUUAGAAAACGUGAUUGUCACGUGUCCCACUCUCAGCGCGCAGAAAAAAGUGAUGACCGGUCUCCCCUUGCAGUUCGAGUCCAAGAGCAACUCCAAAGGCUCUAAAAGCGCUAGCGAUGCAGAGUUCAACAAGCCUACAUCGGCUCAUAAUUCCAACGAUAUGGAACUUGAUAUACGCAUAUGCGUCAAGCGCUCGGUGGUGGACUACAAGGAUGAAUCUGAGCAUUCGAGUUCAUGGGUGAAAUGA